This is a messenger RNA of Pseudopipra pipra, 6093 nucleotides long. RefSeq names its product Krueppel-like factor 5. Lineage: Eukaryota; Metazoa; Chordata; Aves; Passeriformes; Pipridae. The transcript has 5 exons. The record is from RefSeq and is a predicted model, not a curated record. The coding region runs from base 924 to 2279 and encodes 451 amino acids. Gene Ontology annotation, biological process: regulation of transcription by RNA polymerase II. Gene Ontology annotation, molecular function: RNA polymerase II cis-regulatory region sequence-specific DNA binding; DNA-binding transcription factor activity, RNA polymerase II-specific.
UGGGGUUGGGAACUGAGUGUGGGGGUGCUGGACCUUCCUGAGCACUGUCAGAGCGUGGCUGCUGGUAAAGCUCCCAGCCACCCACUCGAGUCCAGGGCUGCUGGAGCUGCCUGAGCACCGUGUUGGAGUGUGGCUGGUGCUGAAGCUCUUGUCACCCACUUGGGGUUGGGGCCUGAGUGUGGGGGUGCAGGAUCUUCCCAAGCACUGUGUCAGAGCUGGAGAUCCUCCUGGCCACCUGCCUGGGGUUGGGGGCUGAAUCCCAGGCUGCUGGAGCUUCCAGAGCACUGUGGCAGAAUAUGGCUGACACCAAAGCUCCCGGCCACCCGCCUGGGGUUGGGGAUUGAGUCCUGGGGUGCCAGAGCUUCCCGAGCACCGUGGCAGAGUAUGGCUGACACUGAAGCUCCUGACCACCCGCUUGGGGUUGGGAACUGAAUCCUGAGGUGCCGGAUCCUCUCAACCGCCGUGUAGGAGCGUGGCCCUUGGAGGCCCUCCUGGCCACCUGCCUGGGGCUGGGGGCUGGCUCCCGUGGUGCCAGGUGAUCCCAAGCCCCGUGUGGGAGCGUGUCUGGCUGCGAAGCUCCCACUCAGCCUUUUAUGCGCCGGUGUCCCGGUGGAGCCUCCGGCGGGGCCAUCACCGGGAGCCUGAUUGGCUCCGGCGGCCUCUCCGCCGCUUCCAGGUUGGCGUUGGUGUUCCUCCCGUUCCUCCUCCCCAGCCCAGGUAGAGCCUUCCCUGACCCGCCACCUCCCACGGUUACACCUCGCUCCGGCUCGCCUCUACCUCCAGCUUUUUUUUCCCCUUUCCCCUCCCCUUCCUUGCCUUUUUUUUUUUUUUUCGUUUUCCACCUUUUUUUUUCCCCCUUUUUUUUUUUUUAUUUUAAAUAUCGUUUGGCACCCAGCCUGCUCUGCCCCCGGGGUGUGUGAGGAAUGAGCAGCGGGCUGGUGCUGCGCACCCCGCUGCCCGAGGACCCCGCGGUGUUCACGCCGCUCAAACCCGUCACCAUGUCGGGGGAGCCCGGCGAGGACACCCCCGUCUUCGAGGACAUCAAACCCCCCUCCCGGCCCCUGGAGAACCCGCCCGACCUGGCCCAGCUGCACCCCAUGAGGAUGGACCAGCGGAUGCCACCACUCAUUCUGGAGGCACGCUCUGAGAUGGACAAGUACCUUUCCAGCGAGGUGCCCCCCAUCCCGAUGCUGCCGGACAAGAAGUACCGUCGGGAGAGCGCCUCGGUGGUGGACGAGUUCUUCUCCACGGAGAAGCCCAGCUCCACCCCCUACAGCGUCAACAUCAACGUCAUCCUGCCGGACACGACCCACCUGCGCACGGGGCUCUACCGGCCCCCCAAACCCAUGGCACCCUUCCCACAGAUCAAAACCGAGCCCGGCACCGGCUUCGCCCAGCCCUGCUCGUCGGCGCCCGGCCCCACGCAGACCCUGCCCGACUUCACCAGCGUGUUCAGCAUGCCCCAGUCGGUGGCGGUCAACAACAUCUUCAUCAAGCAGGAGAUGCCCUCGGAGGUCCCCUUGUCUGCCCCCCCCCAGCCCUCCCAGCUCUACCAGCUGCCCCUGGGUGGUGGCAGUGCCGACGUCCCCGCCCUGACGUCCUCGGGCAGCACCACCACGGCCGUCAGCUGCCUCGGCGGGGUCACCAUGGCCACGGGCAGCACCAUGGCCAGCGUGGGCCACAGGCCCGUCCCGCCGGCGGGGCCGCUGAAGCAGUACCCACACGUGUCCCAGGGACAGGGCAGCUUCAACAUCUCCGGGCAGUUCUACCCUGCCCCGGGGGUCACCCUGCCCCCCUCGCCCCCCAACUCGCAGCCGGGCAGCCCAGAGAACCAGCCCGAGCUCAUCAACACCAUCUCCCCCCCGCCGUCCUACGAGGCCACUUUUGGACUGAAACUGGUCCAGUCAUCCCAGGUGCCCCCGGUCCCCAAUGGCGUCGGGACCCUCUCCCAGGGGCACAUUGUCAUGCAGCCCCCCAAGUACAACCGGCGCAACAACCCUGAGCUGGAGAAGAGGAGGAUCCACCACUGUGACUACCCAGGUUGCUCCAAAGUUUAUACCAAGAGCUCCCACCUGAAGGCACAUCAGAGGACUCACACAGGUGAGAAGCCCUACAAGUGCACCUGGGAGGGCUGUGACUGGCGCUUCGCCCGCUCCGACGAGCUCACCCGGCACUAUCGGAAGCACACGGGGGCCAAGCCCUUCAAGUGCCUCGCCUGCGGCCGCUGCUUCUCCCGCUCCGACCACCUGGCCCUGCACAUGAAGAGGCACCAGAACUAGGAGUUGCCUCCUUCCCACACUUCUCCAAGAGCAGCUGGAACUCUUUCCGCCUCCAAGGGGCCUCCCCUCGUGCUGUACAUAGGAACAAACCCACGCUGUGAUCAACUGGCAGGGCAGGGAUGGCGGGUGAACCCCCUGCCAGGCCUGUCCCCCACUCUUUCUGGUUUUAAAAGAAAUUAAAACCCAACUGGCUCGUUUACAAUGAGUUCUAAUUACAGACUGAUCUCCUGACGAGGCUCCCGGUGCCACUGGGCUGACAGACCUUGGAUUCCAAAGGGCUUUCUUCUGGCAAACCUGCUAUUUAUUUGUCACUCAGGAGCAACUGUCCUUCGUGCCUCAAGUUCUUUGGGAUGGUUUUUUUACCCCUUCCAGGGUGGUGCCUUUGGUGAGGCCCAGGAGGGAUGUGACGGGUCAGCAGCUUGGACCCUCUUGGACUGCCCCAUGGCAUGGCCAUGGAUGUGACACCUUCUCCCAUGGUGUGACCAUGGAUGUGACACCUCGCCCCAUGGUGUGACCAUGGAUGUGGCACCUUGUCCCAUGAAGUGACCGUGGAUGGGACACCUUGUCCCAUGGUGUGACCCCUUGUCUCAUGGUGUGACCAUGGAUGUGGCACCUUGUCCCAUGAAGUGACCGUGGAUGGGACACCUUGCCCCUUGGCAUGGCCAUGGAUGUGACACUUUGCCCCAUGGUGUGACACCUUGCCCCUUGGCAUGGCCAUGGAUGUGACACUUUGCCCCAUGGUGUGACACCUUGCCCCUUGGCAUGGCCAUGGAUGUGACACUUUGCCCCAUGGUGUGACCAUGAAGGUGGCACCUCUGCCGUGUGAGAACAGGAGCACGUGCCCAGGGCUGUUUGGGUUGACAAUCCCAGUCUCUGUGGGGGCAUAAGAGGAGAAGACCUAUGACAUACUCACCUGACGUGCCUUCAAGCAAGGGACAGCACAAAAGCAGGUGACAGAAGCCCCACCUGUGUCCUGUUGAGCCCAGCUGUGGUUUCCUGGCAGCAGCUCAGCUCAGCACACACCUGCCCUGCUUGGCGAGGUUUUUCGGUUGUGUCCUUAGCAUUUCUGCUUCCAAGAUGAAUUUUGACUUCAGGUGUCUCUGGGAGGACUGGCAUGGGUUUGAAGCCACCCAAAAAGCCACUGAUGAAGGUCUGGUUUCCCAGAAGACACCGGUGGUGCCUUUCUCCAGAAGACGCACACAAGGACUCUGUGGUCGCCGAUCACACCAGGCCUGUGCUGUUGCCAUUUCAUCACCUUCAGAUGAGGGGAAAAAAAAUAGAAAAAAAGCAUCUUUGAAACAAAUUCCAAUAAAUCCUCCUGUUCAGAUUGUAAUCACAUUUACCUACCUCACAAGUUCAUGACCUCGGGCUCCGUGAGCACCUUCCCUCCUUGCUGUGGGGUGCCACGACACGUGGGGCACAUCACCCGCUCUCCAAAGCCUACCAGGGGUUAAAUUUGGGCAGGACAAGAGCCAGGCCCUGCCAGUUCCAACAGCAGCUGUGUGGGUCAUAAAUAAAUCAAGAACAAAUAAUGGGCCUGGUGUGUCCAACUGAAUAUUGAUUUUCCUCACACCCUCCUCCUCUUUUAUUUCUCCUCGAACAAAUUUAGGUGCCCCGUGGCCUGAUGUGUGUCUGCAGCGUGGGAUGAGAGGCCACACUGAACUGGGGCAUCUUUGACUGGUGGGAAUGUGGAGGCCACUCCUCUCUGCUGGUGUCAAACUGCACGGGAGCCACAGCCCAUCCUUGGGGUCCUGCUCGUGCUUUUCCUUGGAUAAAUAAAGCUGAGGGGCACCUGUGGCAGAAGAGGAGGGCAGGGAGGAUCUGGGGGGUCCGUGGUGUGGUGUAGGCUUUGGGGUGGGUGAUGUGCCCACGGCUGAUGGCCCAGCGCUGCCGGGAGCCCUUGGGGUGGCUCUUUGGCUCUCAGGCAGGGUGGGAAUGUCAGGCCAUGGAAUUGCUGGAGGUGGCUUAGGUGGCUUUUCCAAUGGUACAUGGGAAGGGCUUUCCAGCCCUCAGCACCAGGGCUGGAGGGUCUGACAUCAGCAACCUCUUGACAUCGAGCUCAAGUGAAGGUCGGAGGGCCUGGCUCAUACCCAGCUGACCACGUGGAUGGACCUCCAAGUGCUUUUUCCAAUCCCUUUUCCAACUCUUCCGUUGCUCGUUGUGGCAGCUCCAUGAGGAUUGGCUGGCUGUGGGGCCAAGGGGCUCGUUGGCCAUGUCCCUUGUUGGCUGUGGGCUCUGGCUCCUCUCUGGGGCACAGGGCAGGACCUUGCCAAUGCCACCCCCACGACCCGGGCUCCUUCUGGUGACCUGAGCUCACCUGGGAGGUUGGACCUGCGGUGCCACCCCCUCCCAGCUAAGGUAGAACCACAGGGGACAGUUUUACCUCUUGCCUUGUGGCUGGGAGGUGGAUCUGGAGAGCCCCAGGGAAGGUCUCUGAUGAUGGAAAAGCCUCUUGGAGAGCAGUGGUGGAGCGGCCCGGACAAGCUCAUCCCAAAGGAAUUUCAGCACAGUGUGGAGAUGCCUCAGCCAGUCCCCCGCCUGUGUCUCCAGGAGGCUCAGGGUGUCUCCAGGAAGCUCAGGCUGGCUUGAUGAGGUUGGUGGGGACCCCCCAUGGCCAUGCUGGGACCUGCUGAGCUCCACUCCCUCCACUGGCACAGCUCAGCCCCUCCAUGGAUGAGCCCUGGCACGGGGAACCUGUGUCCCCACGUCCCCCAGGAGCUCCCAUGGCUGCAAUCCCAACCUCCACGCUCCAAGAUGGCUUUUUGGUGCACCUUUUGUUGUUGAACCUCCUCAAAGCCUGAGCUAAAGCACAAGGCACGGGGUCCCCCUGCUGUCGAGGGGUCACUCCCAUCCCUGGCCCUCUCAGAGGGGUCCCUUUGCCCCCCUCUGCUUUUUGGAGAAGGAAAGCUCUGCUGUGAUUCUGAGGGGGGCCCAAAACCAGUUGGCUAAAAACCACUCCAAAGCCAGACCAACCAACAGGCAGCUUGAAAUUUUAAAUAAUUUUCCUGAUAAUCUCUUUUUUUUUAUUUUCACUAAAGAAAAAAAAUGCACCUCCUUGUCCUCUCUCUGUGUAUAUAUAUAUAAAUAUAUAUAUUUUUUUUAAAUUUGAUGGGGGGGCAGAGGAAGAAGUGUCUUAACAGCCCAGCCCAGCCCAGCCCCACUGCUCUGUAUGCAAAGUGCUGCCAUGCAAAUGCUUGGCUAUGCAAAGGCAACACUUGGUGUGUUUUCUUUUUUAAAAAAAGAGGAAAACCACAGCAAGCCUUGGCUUUUAUUUCUCUAUUUUUAUAUGUACAGAAGUGGACAGCUCUAGGUUUGCCUUUCAUGGCAUUUUAUGGCAUUUCAUGGCAUUUUAUGGCAUUUCAUGGCAUUUUAUGGCAUUUCAUGGCAUUUUCGUGGCUGUUUCUGGGGAGAAGGACGGGGAGACAGGGAGCGAUGCUGAUGGAACCUUGUGGUGAUCCCAGCCUCCAGCCCCAAUCCCAGGGGACACUGGGGUGACAGGGACUUGGGAAAAGCUUUCCAAGGAGCUGAUGGAAGGCCAGGAGGUGGGGCCUGGUCUCUGUAUGAUAACAGGGAGAAAAUCGCUGUAAAUAGGCAAAAAAAGUGCGGUGUGGCUUCGUGGGGCUGUGGAUUCAGGGUGAUCCUUUCCUGUGCAAGAUGAACACAAUGUGAAAGAAAUUGGGGCCCUGGAGAACUUGGGUGGAAGAUUUAUUUCGCUGGUGAUGCUGUGUUUGUUACAGAACUCCUUCUCCCCUGCCAAACUCCCCUGUGACUAUUAAUCCAUCUCAUAUUUUGUAAUAAAAUUUUAUCACGUGGA